AUGUCAGAGCCACCAGGGCGGAACACAUCCCUCGCUGUACCAAAGACCAGAGAGAAUAAGGCAAUUGAGCACGCCUCGUCUUCAACGGCCAACCUUCUAGAAGGGUAUGAGCAUUGUCAACCAGUGAUCACCGUCAAUACCUUUCAGUCGAACCAAUUCCUUGACGCUUAUCUGAAAUGGUGCCUCAAUGGUCAGACUUGCUAA
Molecule: messenger RNA, 204 nt
Organism: Neurospora tetrasperma FGSC 2508
Lineage: Eukaryota; Fungi; Ascomycota; Sordariomycetes; Sordariales; Sordariaceae
Exons: 2
Coding region: 1-204 (67 amino acids)
Source: RefSeq, a predicted model, not a curated record